Molecule: messenger RNA, 1494 nt
Organism: Urocitellus parryii (Arctic ground squirrel)
Lineage: Eukaryota; Metazoa; Chordata; Mammalia; Rodentia; Sciuridae
Product: class I histocompatibility antigen, Gogo-OKO alpha chain-like
Biological process (GO): antigen processing and presentation of endogenous peptide antigen via MHC class Ib; antigen processing and presentation of endogenous peptide antigen via MHC class I via ER pathway, TAP-independent; immune response
Cellular component (GO): external side of plasma membrane
Molecular function (GO): peptide antigen binding; signaling receptor binding
Source: RefSeq, a predicted model, not a curated record
AGAAGGCAACCUCAUAACGGCGAUUCGGUUUUAAAGUCCCCCAUCCAGCAGCCAGGACGCAGAAUUUCCAAACUGCAGGAUGGGGGUGGUAGUGCUCCCAAAGCGGCUUCUUCUGCUCUUGGGGGCCUUGGUACUGACCGAGACCUGGGCGAUCCUGCCCUUCCGCAUCACACCACCCCCUUUGCGUCUUUGGAGCUCCCUCCUCUCCUCCAGGUGUUGUCAACCUGGGACCUGGGUCUGGCGCCUGGAGGAAGGUGGACCGGGUCUCAGCCGCUCUCGCCUCCAGGCUCCCACUCCUUGAGGUAUAUGGAAACCCUCGAGUCCCGGCCGGGCCGCGGGGAGUCCCGCUUCAUCUCCGUGGGCUACGUGGACGACACCCAGUUCAUGCGCUUUGACAGCGACGCGAAGAAUCCCAGACAGGAGCCGCGGGCGCCGUGGAUGGGGCUGGAGGGUCCGGAGUAUUGGGAGCAAAACACACGGAUUUCCGAGAACUCUGCACAGAAUCACCGAAUGUGCUUGAACACCCUGCGCGGCUACUACAACCAGAGCGACAGCGGCUCUCACACACUCCAGAGGAUCUAUGGCUGCGAGGUGGGGACAGACGGGCGCCUCCUCCGAGGGUUCCUUCAGUACGCCUACGACGGCGCGGAUUACAUCACCCUGAAUGACGACCUGAGCUCCUGGACCGCUGCAGAUGCUGCGGCUCAGAUCACCCAGCAAAAGUGGGAGGCCACAGGUGCUGCAGAGCGCCGCAGGGCCUACCUGGAGGGCACCUGUGUGGAGUGGCUCCUCAGAUAUCUGGAGAACGGGAAGGACACUCUGCAGCGCUUAGACCCCCCAAAGACACAUGUGACUCACCACACUAGCUCUGAAGGAGACAUCACUCUGAGGUGCUGGGCAAUGGGCUUCUACCCGAAGGAGAUCACCCUAACUUGGCAGCGAGAUGGAGAGGACCAGACCCAGGAYAUGGAACUUGUGGAGACCAGGCCUACAGGGGAUGGAAACUUCCAGAAAUGGGCAGCUGUGGUGGUGCCUGCUGGAGAGGAGCAGAGAUACACAUGCCAUGUGCACCAUGAGGGGCUGCCUGAGCCCCUCACCCUGAGAUGGGAGCCACCCCUUCAGCCCACUAUCCCUAGCAUGGGAAUUGUUGCUGGCCUGGUCCUCCUUGGAGUUGCUGUCACUGGAGCUGUGGUCACUUUUUUCCUGUGGAAGAAGAAAAUCAUAGGAGAAAUAAAAAGAAUCUAUGUUCCAGCUGCCUGUAGUGACAGUGCCCAGAUCUCUGAAAUGCCUCUUACUGCUCAAAAAGUGUGAGCUGCCUUCUGUGGGACUGAUUUCUUCAGUUUAGUCUUGGCCCCUACUGCUCAAGAGGUCCCCACUUCUCUUUGUGUAGCUGGCAUCUAAUUGUGUCUAUGUGUCUGUGUUUCUAUCAUCAUAAUGUGAGGAAAUGGAAAGAAGAACCCAUCCCUAAGCACCAAGACCCCUCCCCACACAGUG